UAACAGUUAGUUGACUCAUAAAUAUCUGCCAGCCCACACGGACGCACAAAAUAACUGAGCGGCGAAUCGGUCAGUGAAUGCAGCACAUACUGUUSGAGCGUUUUGUUCCCUCUGGGAAAGACAAAAACUCUUACUUUAGUUUCUGURUAUUUUUGAGUUUACUUUAYGGGACUUCAAAAGGAUUAAGAAAAAACCACCAGGUAAGAUUUAUUUUUUGGUUUUCGGGAUGCUUCCCUCAACUUUCCUCCUCGCCACACUSUGCGUUUUUGCGCACUUGGACACCUUGGACACAUUUACGCACGGCUGCCAGCUGCCUUCCGAGUGGCGGCCGCUGAGCGAGGGCUGCCGGGCGGAGCUGGCGGAAAUCAUCGUGUACGCCCGGGUCCUGGCGAUCCACCGGGAGCAGCUGGGCUUGAAGACCUUCAGCCUGCACAACGCGCUGCCCCUCGGCUUCGGCUACGAGAGCGCGGAGGAAGGGCUGCUGUACUCGGCGGAGGUGGAGCUGUUGUGCGACCAGGCCUGGGGCAGCAUGCUGGAGGUGCCCUCUGGAUCCAGGCUCAACCUGACCGGACUKGGGUACCUGUCCUGUCAGUCCCACACCGUGAUGGAGAACUACUCCUACUUCUUUUUCCUCAGGGCUGCUGUGUUCCUCGGUGCAAUCGGCGCUGUUCGAGGAGGAGGAGCGCGGCCGGAAGCUGCAGGAGCGCCUGGCCGCGGCCGAGAGAAGGAACCGCCAGCUAAAGGAGCGCGUUCGCAAGGUGAAGYGGUCCCUGAGAAACGCUCGUAAAGCCGCGCACAGGGCGGAGCAGGAGGCCCGGGAGCUGCAGGAGAAGCUGAAGGCUGCAGAGAGGAGGGUGGGCCAUCACCUCAACGCYGUGACCCAGGAGGACAACCCGCUCGGGGGUUACACGAGUGCAGCAAUACGGCAGAGGAUGCAGCUUUAAMUUUUAGAUUUUGACCACAAACUGCAAAACUACCUACGGGACUAAAAACACAUUGGGGCGUUGAAGAGACUGCUGGACGGUCUUUUUGCAAAGACAUAUAUCACAUGAGUAAAACUUUGAUCUACAUAUUAUCUUUUUUGUGAUUCUUGCAAUUUUAUUCCCUUGAGUACAAACAAAUAAAUAUUAAAGUUCUGGAAUAUUAGGUUAGRUAGUUUACUUUCAUUGCACUCAUUUUGGGUUGAUUUUUAAAAGUGUCUCUGGCUCAUUGGAAUCGUUGACAAAUUAUAUAAUACUGGAUUGAAUUUGCUUUUGCUUGUUGAGAAUCGAAGCCAGCAGGAGACAGCUUAUGGGAGCUGCCAUGUUAAAUUUUUGGAAUCAGAGUCUGUGCACUAACAAUGUGGGGCUGUAAGUCCCGCCUACUCCCGUUGCACCCAAUCAUUGUGUCACUUGGCCGUUUGAAACGCAAAAGAAAAACAAAGAGCUAAACAUGUUUUUAAAAAUUAAUAUUUUGCAUUUUUUUAUUUCGUUUUACGAAGGUAACAUCCUGCUURUUUUCAUGGAGAAGACACAACUUGAAGCAUUUACUGGCACCGUCUUAAGAGGAUGCUGGUUGGUUCUCUUCUAGCUUCAAAUCUCAGAAUCCUGUGGUCCAGUAUAUUAWAAAGCACGGUGGGGAUAGGAAUCAAACAGAUUUAGUCUUCCUGAGACAACAAACUGAUAUAUUAAGAUUUAUCAAGCUUGAAAAUUCUUAUARCAGGAAAUUAUUUCAAAUAUACAAACAGAGGUACUUUGUCAGCAACCAAACAGAUUUAAGGUAAAAAAAAAGUCACAUCUAUUGACCAUUUCCAAGUGUUAUGACAUCAGUACUGAAUGAAACUGGGCAAAACAGUAAAUCAUUAGUGUUUGCAGAAUAACUGUUGCAUUAUCUCGAGAAAACAAGCCAAGCCAAUCGUUUUCUCAACUAGGCACAGAUAAUGGAGCAAUCACCUGAUAGGUUUGAAAGGUUAGAUCCAAAUAAACAAUAUAAAGGUGCUGUUGUUCUCAGCUUCAGUUACAAAUUAACUCCCAAACCUUUGAAACAAAAAAAUCAACAAUAAUAAUAGGGAAUGGAACAUGUCAUUUAUUUUACCUGCUAGUUUACGUUUUACUACUUCACAAAGGUUAUUGUUAACUUUUAUGAGUUUAGGACCUUUUUGUUCACAAAAGAACUUCUGCGUUCACAAACUCUAGCACAAGGUCCCAUUGUAAUCUGGUUCAUUUUAUGGAUCUGGGUCAAUCGGAAUAAUUCAAUAAAGUGAUCACGUUCACUAGAGUCAGUAACUUAUGUUAAAGGUAUAAAUCUACGCAGAACAUAUGUUGAUGCAGCAUUUCUGGUGGCUCAUUAUCAUAAAGCAGUGACCUGACUCAUCUCAAUUCAAAGUAUUUCCUGUGAUUCUGUCCACACUGAAAGGAAGAUUUUGUUCAGAAAACUGAUUAAAGUAACACUUUUGAGAA
Austrofundulus limnaeus is the source of this 2438-nucleotide messenger RNA. RefSeq names its product coiled-coil domain containing 3a (gene ccdc3a). Gene Ontology annotation, cellular component: extracellular region. Gene Ontology annotation, biological process: negative regulation of gene expression. NCBI's taxonomy places the organism in Eukaryota, Metazoa, Chordata, Actinopteri, Cyprinodontiformes, Rivulidae. The record is from RefSeq and is a predicted model, not a curated record.